GAGAUGGCUGGAUGGAGUCACUGAAGCAGUAGGUGUGAACUUAGACUCCAGAAGAUGGUAGAGGACAGGAAGACCUGGAGGAAUGUUGUCCAUUGGGUCGCGAUGGUUAGGACAUGACUUCUCAACUAACAACAACAACAUGAAUUUACAGGUUUCAGAUAUUCCAAAAGGUCAAAGUCUAUUUAAAUCUUUACAGAGUAUAAAGUGUAAAAUAAUACAAAAUUAAUUCCAUAAUUAAUGUUUAUCUAUAAUAAUAGGAGUUACUAAUCUAAAUUUCUCUAAUCAUCCAAAGUAAGAGAGAAAAUCCAGUUCUCAGUAACUAUGAUUUGUAGGUUUCUGUAGGUGGUUGAAAUCUUCUCAUGUAUCCAAAUAUGAAGCCCAGUGGAACACACUGAUUUCAAUGGAUUGCCAAAUUGAAUGCCCAUUUGUUUACACAGUCUAGUAAAAACAGUACAAUGCCAACAAACUGCAUUGAAUUAUGUAUUCUAUUUAAGUUUGUUCACUUUUAUAAGAACAUAUAGUUCUUGAAGAAUGUAUGUUCAAAAUUAUAUUUGUUCCUAUCCCCACCUCCACAUGUCUCAAAAAGUGUAGACUACUGUACAACCCCGCUUAAUAUUUUUUAAAGUGUUCAUGUAGCUUUAUUGACUCUUUUGUUGGCAGAGGUGAUAUUUGUAAAGGUUUGCCACAUUGUGUAGUCUUUUUAGAAUCAAAAAGAUGUCUCUGUGCCGUGUUGGUUCUCCAUCCACAGAUCCAGGAUAUACUGUAUUAAGAAAGAAAGAAAAUUUGUCUUUCUGUAUAAAUGAUUCUUGAAGGUAGUAAUUUGGUUGAAAUGAUAUGUACCUAAAAUGGUUGUUUUCUGAUCAGUUUCCUUCCUUCUGAUAGAUAUUUGCAUCCCAAGUUUAAAAAGCAAAAUAAUAAGAAUAAAAAAAUAUCUUCCUCUUUUAAAUCUUAGAGUAAUAAUAUAUGAGUUGUCAAAUAAAUUUUGUUAUUAAAUAAAAUUAAAAAUUUGAAAUAUUUGAGAAGGUUCAGUUACUUAUGAUAUGAAUGUGAUAUGCUUAACUAAAGUGCUUAUCACAUGCUGAUAGAAAUUAAUAUCAUAUUUUUGUAUUGUAUUUGAAGAAGUGGACAUGUGCAGAAACUGUGAGUACAAUUAGUGUCAAGCAGAUAAAUCCACCUCUAAUCCUGUUUAUGCUCUACAUCAGGCAGAUGUGCCAAAAUUGAUGUAGACGUGCUCUUGGCUUACAGUAAUAUUUUAAAGAGCUAUGUACUGAUUUUUCUGAGGCCUUUCUUAAUGUUAAGUGUGAUUAAAAAGAGAAGAAAAUCUAACAAGUGUAACCUUACUUUAUGAAGGUUUGUGGCCUGCUCUUAUGGUGACGAAACAACAAUAGCAGGAAAGACUAUCUUUGUUCCUUGUAAUUAAAUUGAUUUCAAAAAUACAGUGGGAAGUGGGAGCUGAAUCAAAUAAAUAGCAUGAUAUCUAAUGUAUACUUAAAUCCCCUCUAAGAACAGAUGGCACCCUGUAUCCUUCUAGGUAAUAUGAGAUGAGAGUUAAUGUUUUGAAACAGCUAGCAAUAAUCACUAUUGUACUAAUGAAUGGAUAAUUCUUAAAUGAAAAAGAAAAGUUUGCCGUAUAAAUUUAUACACCAGUUUUAAUUAAAAAAUUAAAAAUUUUCAUUUUUUAACUGAGAAAUUGAUGGUAAAAUUCCAUUCUUUCAGGUGAAGUUCUACAUUUUGCAAUUUCUUUCUCAUUAAAAUUGUUUAUAACUGUUUAAAAUAACAUUGUGUAGCCAUUUGAAAUUGGGGCUAACACUCCAACAUUUUCUUGUGUACAGAAACGUUGCAGAACGGCCAAUUCCAGGUGGUAAUCUCCAUAAGACCAGUUACAUUGGAACUUCAAAAAAUAUUUGUAAUACACUAACCAUGGUCAGCAUUCUACUUUUUUAAAGGGCUGACAAACAAGAUCACCAGUUUUUUGGGAUGUGGCAGCAAUGCAAAACAAUGCAAGAGACAUUCAAUGUAAUGUGUCUAUGAACUUCAUGUAGAGGUUCCAGGAUUGGUUUACAGCAAAAGGAAAAAUCUGUUGAAAUGAAAGAAGUAUUUUCCAUAAAACUGAAACGUCGUCGUUUUGCUGGGCAAGAAAAAGGAGGCAUACUCUUAGGAAUUACUAUUUUUGCAUGUCUAAACAAAGAAGGCAAUAAACUUAAAGAUACCACGAUCAAUCUAGGUAACAUAAGUGAAGACCAUUGUUACUUGUGGUUUAGGUCUUUGAAGAAAAUUUUGAAUGGGUUUCCAGAUCGGCCAAAGUCAUUAAAAGUAUUUAUCAAUCCAACAAGCCAUAAAAAAGAAGCUACUCGGAUUUAUUAUGAGCAAGUUGCUCCCCUCUUUAAACUGGCUGACAUCAUGACUGACGUUACUGUUACUGAAUAUGAAGGUCAUGCUCUUACACUGCUCAAGGAAUGUGACUUAAAUUCUUUCCAUGGGGUGGUUUGUGUUGGUGGAGAUGGCACUGUCAAUGAGAUUGCUCAUGGUCUUUUGGUUAGAGCCCAGAUAGAUGCUGGAAAGAACUGUGACAAUGCACUUGUACCAGUCAAAUCACAACUUCCACUUGGGAUAAUACCAGCAGGUUCUACCAAUAUUUUGGCAUAUACUCUGAAUGGAAUCCAACACACACAAACAGCAACCUUUCAUAUAAUAUUGGGACAUCUAAAGUCAGUGGAUAUAUGCACCUUCAGUAGCCCUAUCAAGCUACUUCGCUUUGGAUUCUCUUCUAUGUUUGGCUUUGGAUCAAGGACCCUAGCUUUGGCUGAAAAGCACCGUUGGAUUCCACCAAAUCAGCGUAAAGAUUUUGCUGUAAUCAAGACCCUAGCAAGCCUCAAACCAGAAGAUUGUGAAAUAUCAUUCCUUCCAUUGAAGCAUUUACAGCAAGAUGCACAAGAAAAUGAUAGAAGGAAGAAAGGGAGAGUUAAACCAGACAGCACAGAUGAGUGGCAGAGAAUCCAGGGUCACUUCCUGAAUGUGAGCAUUAUGGCAAUCCCUUGUCUCUGUUCAGUGGCACCAAGAGGUUUGGCACCUAAUACCAGAUUGGAUGAUGGAAGCAUAGCUCUUAUAACUGUAAGGAAUACUUCCCGGCAAGAAUUUGUUAAACAUUUGAAAAGAUAUGCUAGUGAGAAAAACCAGUUCAGCUUUCCUUUUAUUGAUACUUACAUUGUUGAAGAAGUAAAAGUCUGUCCAAGAACCGGAAUGAAACAUAUCUCUGCAGAUAAUCUAAACUGUAUAGAUUCUGAAGAAAAGACUUAUCCCUGGAAUAUAGAUGGAGAUUUAGUGGAAUGGGCAACAGAAGUUCAUAUCCGAGUACAUCCCCAGUUGAUCAAUCUGUAUGGAGGAAAUGUUGUUAUUUUGGAUAAUCUGAAAGAAUCCUGCAGUUGUAUUUAGAAAUAAUCUAUGAAAAAAGUUACCUACUUUCCACCCCAAUCAUAUUUAUAUGACAAAAAUUGCAUAAAGUUAUGGAAGUCUGGAUGAUUCAAGUUAGAAGUAUGCAGUGUAUCUCAAGAUUCAACUCAGAACACAAUUCAGAGUCAUGGGAAAAUACCCACUUUCUUAUUGAGACAAAUGCUGUUACCUUCACCUUCAGGUUGGAUCAAGACAUAUUUUGUGAUUCCUAUUUUGGGUUUUGUAUGCAAAUCACCCAACUGUAGCUCUGACAAAUUUGCAGGAAUAUUAAAUAAUUAGGGGAGAUUGCCUACAUUAGAGAAAUAAUUUAGACUUUGGGGAAGUCAGCUCUUUCAGUGUUAAAAUUAUUUUAGGUUCAUAGCCGUAACUGCAUUGUUUUUAGACAGAACUAGAUGUUGCUUAUCCCUAAAAUUGCACACUCAUUUUUCAGACAGCUGGCUCAAAGUGAUGGAAGGAGGGAAAAAAAUUCGCUGACUGCCCCCAAGUGGAUGUUUUCCUCCAUACAAGGAAUGAUCUGACUUAAAAUGCCCCACCCACCCUACACCAGGGUUUUUCAAACUGUAUUUCAUGGAAAUUUAGGAAUCUGCAAGAAUGUAAUAUAGUUCCUCCAGAGACUAAAUUAUCCAAAUUGGAUAAAAGUAUUUUUCUUUGGGAAAUUACCCACGUACCCAUUACCCAAUCACAACAGGGACAUUUAAAUAAACUAAAAGGGUUUCACCUACAUUGGGUUAAACAAAACAACCACCUUUAUGAUAAGCAGCUUGAGGUAAUGAAGGGAAAAGUUUGGAAAGCAUUGUACUGAAGGCAAAAUAAAAAUUCACUUGAACACAGUCAGUUUUCCAUCACUGAGCUUUGCCUCUUGAUCAGGAGUUCUGGACCUGGUUCAGGUCUUCUAAUAGUUGAUUAUAAUGAAUGAACCCAUGCAUUACACUGGGCAUUCAGCGACCUUUUUAGAACAUCUUAAGGACUCCUUUCUAAUAAUUCACAAUUUACAGGAUAUUUGGAGUGAGUUAAUAUAUAAAAUUAUUACCCAGUUUUUAAUUGAAAUAGAAAUAUAUCUGCAUACUAACAGAAUAUUUUUCAAUUUGUUCUUUAAAGCAGAACAACUAAAAUACUUAGCUAUGAAUUAUGAUUUUAUAUGAGUAAAUAAAAUAAAAGUUGGCAUAUCAGCUAGACAUUUAAACAUGGCUGAUUUUUGAAAUAGAAAUUGGUGCAUUUGUACAUUGUGGCCUUAUAUAAAGCCUUUGUUCCUUAUAUAAUUCAUUCAUAAAUAAAACCCAGCAAAACCA
This is a messenger RNA of Crotalus tigris (Tiger rattlesnake), 4739 nucleotides long. RefSeq names its product ceramide kinase like (gene CERKL). The transcript has 13 exons. The record is from RefSeq and is a predicted model, not a curated record. The coding region runs from base 2086 to 3432 and encodes 448 amino acids. Lineage: Eukaryota; Metazoa; Chordata; Lepidosauria; Squamata; Viperidae. Gene Ontology annotation, molecular function: kinase activity.